AUGUCAUACAAAGCAGCCACUAACAUACUUUCCAUGGAUGUGGUCCAACUUUCACAUUACGUAAGAAAAAGGUUCCACGCAUCCCUUUUGGGCACAGAAGAUAUAGAUGAGACCAGAGAUUUAGCGUUCCAGGUACUGGCACUCAAAGGCGAAUUACAGAAACAUCGGAGAGAGCAUCUAAAGAUAUUCUACAACCUGGUACAGGCCACUCAUCUUGGAUUCUUUGGCAACAGAGCAUCCCGCAAUCUUUACAUAGGAUUCCCUUAUUUACAUCGCCAUUACAGUGAAAACUAUGCUGCAUUUGCCGCAAAGACGCCAUCUCAUACAGAAGGAUUGGGUGAUCAGCUAUUGCUUGAUGCUGGGAACUUUCUAUCGCAGGACUUUUACGCAGGAGCGGCCGCACACCUAGGGGCAUUAUCAAACGAUGAUGUAUGCACGUUUCUGAGUAACGCACAUCAAUUCGAUGUCGACGUGCGACUGAACAAGUUGUACAUUAAGAUACUGGUUGAACUAUUGUGCAAAAAUGCACUUUCUGAAGAAAUUAAGUCCGGUAUUAAGAGUGCAUUAACUACGGCAGUAAAGCGAUGGACUGUGGAAGCUAGUGACUGCCUUAAUGUCGAACAUCUAAUCGACCUGUUUGCACUCAAUGCCUCUCUAGGAGUUGAGUACCCAGAGCUCGUGUCAAUUGUAACUAAGUUUUUCGGUCAAAAAAGCCUGUCCAUACCAGUUAGAGCGAAACUGCUGCUACUAUUUGGACUUAGUUCACACGUUGCUGUCUGGGGGAUGGAAACCCACUCUUCGAGAGCCAUCGACCGACUUAUAACUACAAUCUCGGAAUCUUACCGAGUGUUUGACCUGAAGGAUUCAUUGUUGCUCGUACAUUCGCUGGCAAAUAUGCUCUACCGUGAGCGUCUGUUAGACCAAACAAUUGCAGAUAAUAUUAUCCCCCGCAUUGCCAAAAUCAGAGUCGAAGACAUGAUACAACUACUGGAGUCUUUUGUAAAGAUUGAUUUUCGCUGCUCGAAAGUAAUCAGCGAGUUCCAAAAAUCGAGAACCUUCAGCUCCCUCACGAUGGUUGACGAAGAUGUCAUGGCUCUGCUCUGUGAAAAGCUGAACUUGCACAACGAGAGCUUGUUUGAGAGGGUGAUUAAUGCUUCACAAUAG
Molecule: messenger RNA, 1164 nt
Organism: Babesia sp. Xinjiang
Lineage: Eukaryota; Apicomplexa; Aconoidasida; Piroplasmida; Babesiidae
Exons: 8
Coding region: 1-1164 (387 amino acids)
Source: RefSeq, a predicted model, not a curated record